Molecule: messenger RNA, 1971 nt
Organism: Gekko japonicus
Lineage: Eukaryota; Metazoa; Chordata; Lepidosauria; Squamata; Gekkonidae
Product: zinc finger protein 271-like
Exons: 1
Coding region: 31-1536 (501 amino acids)
Biological process (GO): regulation of transcription by RNA polymerase II
Molecular function (GO): DNA-binding transcription factor activity; RNA polymerase II cis-regulatory region sequence-specific DNA binding
Source: RefSeq, a predicted model, not a curated record
GAAGCACAUCCAUCGAAGGAGGAAAGUGAAAUGUCUCCAGACUUAAGAGAGAAUUUUGGAGAUGUAGAUGGAAAGAAAGAUCGGGAGAAAAACCAAACAAAUAAAGGCAGAAACAAAUCCCAGGAUGACUUCCCUGAAAUUCUACAUCUUCACACGAUAUACAAGAGAGAGACAAAGAACGAGUGUCCUGCAUGUGGGAAAAACUUUGCUACUACGUCCAGCCUGAAAGUGCACUGGAAUACUCACACAGGAGAGAAACCAUUUGCCUGCUCACAGUGUGGAAGGAGAUUCAGCCAAAGCUCGACUCUUAUUUCCCAUGAAAGAACCCACACAGGAGAGAAACCAUAUAAAUGUGUGGAAUGUGGGAAAGGUUACAGUCAAAGCACAUACCUUAUUUCCCAUCAAAGAAUCCACACAGGGGAGAAACCGUAUACUUGUUCAGAGUGUGGAAAAAGUUUCCGCCAUAAGUCAAACCUUACAACCCACCAAAGAAUCCACACAGGGGAGAAACCAUUCACAUGCCUGGAAUGUGGGAAAAGCUUCAACCACAGCUCAACGCUUACUUCACAUCAAAGACUACAUACAGGAGAGAAGCCAUUUAAAUGCCUGGAGUGUGGGAAGACCUUCAACCAGGGUGCAAAACUUAUUAGCCAUAAAAGAAGUCACACGAGAGAAAAACCAUUUAAAUGCCUCGAGUGUGGAAAGAGUUUCUGUCAAAAAAGAACCCUUGCGUCCCAUGAGAGAACCCACAGAGAAGAGAAGCUGUAUAAAGUCUUCAAAGAUAGAAAGAGAUUCAGCCAGAACCUUGUAUCCCAUCAGAGUACCACCAUAGGGGAAAAAGCAUUUAAAUGCCUAGAAUGUGGAAAGAGCUUCCAUCAAAGCACACAUCUUACUGUCCAUCAGCGUAUUCACACAGGGGAAAAACCUUUUACUUGCUCUGACUGUGGAAAGAGUUUCACUCAGAACUCAAACCUUAAAGCGCACCAAAGAAUCCACACAGGGGAGAAACCAUUUAAAUGCCUGGACUGUGGAAAGAGUUUCAAUCACAGCACAACACUUACUUUGCAUCAAAGAGUACAUACAGGUGAGAAGCCCUACAAAUGCCUGGAGUGUGAAAAGAGCUUCACUCAGAGGUCUCAUCUUCUUACACAUGAGAAAAUUCACACGCAAGAAAAACCAUUUAAAUGCCCUGAGUGUGGAAAGAGUUUCAGUCGAAAUGCAAAACUUAUAUUCCAUCAAAGAAUCCACACAGGAGAGAAACCCUAUCAGUGCUUGGAAUGUGGAAAGCGAUUCAGUCAGAACACAAACCUUGCAUCCCAUCAAAGAAUCCAUGCAGAGGAAAAAGAAUUUAAAUGCCUGGAGUGUGGGAAAAGCUUCACUCAGAGCACGUAUCUUAUUAUACAUCAAGAAAUCCACUCAGGAAAAAAAGCAUAUACAUGUUUGGAAUGUGGAAAGGAUUUCAGUCAUAGUGCAGGUCUCAUUAGACAUAAAAAGAAUUUGCACAGGAGCGAAACCGGCUCAGUUCCUCAAACGUGAAAACUGCUUCACUCAAAAUCUUAUUUUCAUCAAAGAAUUCAUAUGGGGGAGGGGGAAAUGAUUUGGGAGAAAACUUAAAAACACAUAUAAACAUAAAAAUAGGGAGAAAACAUGCAAACACCUAGAAUGUAGGUUCAUUGUAGGCCAUAUUUUUAAACAUGAAAAAAUUCACAAAGUGCAGAAAACCAUAGAUACACAGAGAAGCUGCUGAAAGACAUUCUCAUGAACCUGCUCUUAAUAGAUAUCAUCACAGUAUUCACGCAAUGAACUAGUAGUAUAAGUUCUUAGAAUGUUUGUGGUUGACAAAUUUUAACAUACUGCCAUCCAGGAGCAACCUGUAGAUCAUAUGAAAAUAAAUUGUGUGAAAAUAAAUCCACCAUGUGUUGCCUGAGCAGAACCUUUAUGUCUAGGGCUGUACACUGCCUGCUUUAUAUU